GCGAGGGAACACUCUCCACCUCGCAACAAUAGUUUGAUAACAAUAAUAACCGAGAAAGCGAGUGUUUGAGAAACCAAGUAAAAAGAACCAAAACAAUGUUCAACAAAUAAUAAUUGAGUUAGAACUUAGUUGCAAAAUACUCAAGACAUGGCUUCUUCACUAUCCAACACAAAAACACUACUUCAUACUCAUUCCUUCAAAAACUCUUUAUCUUUUCGUUCUUCUCGUUUGAUUCUAUCCAUUCCUUUCUACUCCAAAAACAAACCACAGUUGCUUCAUUCUCGUUUCUCUUCUUCCCUCAAAGUAGCUUCUUCUUCUUCUUCUGAAGCUCAAAACAAUUUGCAAGGGAAACCGGUUCUUUCACAAGGUAAAGGAGGAAUUGUGGAGGAACAGAGCAGCUAUUCCUAUCAACAAGAGGAGGAAGAAGAUAGUACUGAUGAAGAGGAUAAGUGGGUUGAUUGGGAAGAUCAGAUUUUGGAAGAUACUGUUCCUUUGGUUGGUUUUGUCAGAACCAUUCUUCAUUCUGGACAAUAUGAAAAUGGAGAUAGACUAAGCCCAGAGCACGAGAAAACCAUUGUUGAGAAGCUGCUUCCAUUUCACCCUGAAUCUCAGAAAAAGAUUGGAUGUGGAAUCGAUUAUAUCACGGUUGGCUAUCAUCCCAACUUUGACCGCUCUAGAUGUAUGUUCAUAGUGCGACAAGAUGGAGAGCUGGUCGACUUUUCAUAUUGGAAAUGCAUAAAGGGCUUGAUCAGAAAGAAUUAUCCAUUAUAUGCAGACAGUUUCAUUCUCAGGCACUUCAGGAAUCGGAGUCGUAAUUUGUGAAGUUAAUAUCUUCUGCUUGUUGUAACAUUUUAUGUUAGAAUUAGCUUCCUUUUAUUAACAUUAUUUUCACCCCUUCCAUUUUUCUUGUACUAUUAUUGUUGAUAGCUAGCAGACUAUUUUAAAGGUUGAAAAUAAAUAAUAUAGAAAUUUAUGGAAUUCAGAAGAGUGGUUAGCAUUUAACAACUCAUUGAUUGGCGAUAUCUUUUCAGUGAUUUAAAAUUAUGGGAACGGGGAUUAUGCAUACAGACCUUGAUGACAGUGUUCCUUUCAGUUAAUUUCAAGAAAUCAAAGUUUAGUUUAUUUGUAAUA
Medicago truncatula (barrel medic) is the source of this 1131-nucleotide messenger RNA. Its product is annotated as protein DCL homolog, chloroplastic. The coding region runs from base 148 to 822 and encodes 224 amino acids. Gene Ontology annotation, cellular component: chloroplast. Gene Ontology annotation, biological process: chloroplast rRNA processing; chloroplast organization. The transcript is spliced from 3 exons. The record is from RefSeq and is a predicted model, not a curated record. NCBI's taxonomy places the organism in Eukaryota, Viridiplantae, Streptophyta, Magnoliopsida, Fabales, Fabaceae.